UAGCAUACUCAGCCUCGAAUUAUGCGCCUAUUGACAGGUUUACGGGAAUAUAAGUGGUUAGACCUCAAGGAAAUCAUCACUCGCUGGUCGAUUGGCAGCCAGAACAUGUGGUAACCGACUGGUCUUCUCAGGUCUAAGCCAUGCACUCCUAAUAGCUCCAGCUAACCAGUCUCGGCAACUGUACCCUCCCAACCCCGCUUACAUUAGUUUACAGAUCUCUAAGCGCUGGGUAUUAUCAUGAUCACCUCAACCCCACCCAGCUGUAGAACAGAAAACCCUGAGAUUGUUUGCUACCUCUGUACUUUAUAUCAGAAAUUCCCCGUUUCCGUCGUACCUCUUCAUACCAUAUUUUUUCCCUGUCCCUACUGAAACCAACCAUGGACCUUGACGAUCCACCCAUAGAGCUUACUCCCUCUCCCAUGCGCGUCCUUGUGCAAACACUCACUCACCUCGUUCCGUCGGACAAUCUUAUCGCCAAUGGUGAACCAUACGGUGACAAGCUACUCUCCAUGCUCGACCGAACCUGCAAGCAUGUUUGGGAUUUUCCAUAUGAACCAGGCCUGCAACGCUGGUACUCCUACGGCGACGAGUUCGGCUACAACAACCGGGUGUGCUUUUUCCUACUGGACUAUGGCACUGCUCCGAACGGCAAUGAUGAGGAGGUUCCGAUCCAGUGUUUUACGUGGGAUGGAGAGAAGUUCAUACCCAAGCCCGAGCUCCUCCAAAGCGAGGAUGUUCAAGCAGAGUUGAAGGAGGUACCGUUUACACCAGGUCCUUCCGACCGUGGGGAGAUACCGCCGAUGCGGGAUAUAGUGCGGCGGAGGCUACGGAAAGCACAGUUUUUGUCGAAACGAGAGCUUGACUAUAUGGCGGAGCAUCCGGAGGAUCAGGAGUGGUUGCAGAGAAAGGUUCGCCCAAAACCUGGGCGAACCUUUUGGAGCAGAUGGAAAGGAGAGGAAAGCAGAAUGAGGAUGAGAAGGGAGGGGAAGAUUAUGUGGAGCAACAACAAUGAAGAACACGAAGGAGAAGUGCAUUCAGGCUAUGUAUAAUUCUGUAGGCGUUGGACGGCGUUGGUUCUUGCUAUGUCGCUGAUGGUCAUGAAAAUUGUCCUGCGAGGGGGGAGCAAAAGGUGGAUCGCGCUACUAAGUAUGCUCGAGCCAAUUCGGGGACCAGCUUCGUUCGUGAUUGGUCCGAGAAAAGUAUGUACCAACAGCUACUGGUGAAGAUUAGCCAGGUGGAUCAAGCGGUGCGUUACUGUAAGUGCUUGCAUACACUAUAAUUUGACAUUCCCGCGUUAGUGGCGAGUUGUGAUAUCGGAAUACUGGAUCAUGUGGGACAUCUAGCCAAUGAAGACAAGAAGCUCAGGCGUGGAUCAGGCACAGUGUGAAUAGAGGAAAUAAAACUCAUCAUCGUAUAAUUAGCUUGUGAUGUCUACUGAAU
Messenger RNA from Aspergillus piperis CBS 112811, 1440 nucleotides. RefSeq lists its product as uncharacterized. Bases 378 to 1049 code for a protein of 223 amino acids. The transcript is spliced from 2 exons. NCBI's taxonomy places the organism in Eukaryota, Fungi, Ascomycota, Eurotiomycetes, Eurotiales, Aspergillaceae. The record is from RefSeq and is a predicted model, not a curated record.